Gorilla gorilla gorilla (western lowland gorilla) is the source of this 3292-nucleotide messenger RNA. It is a transcript of the gene KLC1, whose product is annotated as kinesin light chain 1. Bases 328 to 2085 code for a protein of 585 amino acids. Gene Ontology annotation, cellular component: kinesin complex; cytoplasm. The record is from RefSeq and is a predicted model, not a curated record. The transcript has 14 exons. Gene Ontology annotation, biological process: microtubule-based movement. Lineage: Eukaryota; Metazoa; Chordata; Mammalia; Primates; Hominidae. Gene Ontology annotation, molecular function: kinesin binding.
CGGGGCGAGGCGGGGCGCCGGGGGGAGCGACACUGAGACGCCAUUUUCGGCGGCGGGAGCGGCGCAGGCGGCCGAGCGGUACUGGCUAGGUCGGCUGGGCUGCUGGUGCGAGGAGCCGCGGGACUGUGCUCGGCGGCCAAGGGGACAGCGCGUGGGUCGCCAAGGAUGCUGCGGGGCGGCUGCUCCGGCGCCCCUCGCUGGUGACUGCUGCGCCGUGCCUCACACAGCCGAGGCGGGCUUGGCGCACAGUCGCUGCUCCGCGCGCGCGCCCGGCGGCGCUCCAGGUGCUGACAGCGCGAGAGAGCGCGGCCCUCAGGAGCAAGGCGAAUGUAUGACAACAUGUCCACAAUGGUGUACAUAAAGGAAGACAAGUUGGAGAAGCUUACACAGGAUGAAAUUAUUUCUAAGACAAAGCAAGUAAUUCAGGGGCUGGAGGCUUUGAAGAAUGAGCACAAUUCCAUUUUACAAAGUUUGCUGGAGACACUGAAGUGUUUGAAGAAAGAUGAUGAAAGUAACUUGGUGGAGGAGAAAUCAAACAUGAUCCGGAAGUCACUGGAGAUGUUGGAGCUCGGCCUGAGUGAGGCACAGGUUAUGAUGGCUUUGUCAAAUCACCUGAAUGCUGUGGAGUCCGAGAAGCAGAAACUGCGUGCGCAGGUUCGUCGUCUGUGCCAGGAGAAUCAGUGGCUACGGGAUGAACUGGCCAACACGCAGCAGAAACUGCAGAAGAGUGAGCAGUCUGUGGCUCAACUGGAGGAGGAGAAGAAGCAUCUGGAGUUUAUGAAUCAGCUAAAAAAAUAUGAUGACGACAUUUCCCCAUCCGAGGACAAAGACACUGAUUCUACCAAAGAGCCUCUGGAUGACCUUUUCCCCAAUGAUGAAGACGACCCAGGGCAAGGAAUCCAGCAGCAGCACAGCAGUGCAGCCGCGGCUGCCCAGCAGGGCGGCUACGAGAUCCCCGCGCGGCUGCGGACGCUCCACAACCUGGUGAUCCAGUAUGCCUCGCAGGGGCGCUACGAGGUAGCUGUGCCCCUCUGCAAGCAGGCCCUGGAGGACCUGGAGAAGACUUCAGGACACGACCACCCGGACGUGGCCACCAUGCUCAACAUCCUGGCCUUGGUGUACAGGGAUCAGAAUAAAUACAAAGAUGCAGCUAACCUACUGAAUGAUGCCUUGGCUAUUCGUGAGAAAACUUUGGGCAAAGAUCAUCCUGCGGUGGCGGCGACUUUGAAUAACCUUGCAGUCCUUUAUGGUAAAAGAGGGAAGUACAAAGAAGCAGAGCCGUUGUGUAAAAGAGCUCUGGAAAUCCGAGAAAAGGUUUUGGGGAAGGAUCACCCCGAUGUUGCCAAGCAGUUAAAUAACUUGGCCUUACUGUGCCAGAACCAGGGCAAGUAUGAAGAAGUAGAAUAUUAUUAUCAAAGAGCCCUCGAGAUCUACCAGACAAAACUGGGACCUGAUGACCCCAACGUGGCUAAGACGAAAAAUAACCUGGCAUCCUGCUAUUUGAAACAAGGAAAGUUCAAGCAAGCAGAAACACUGUACAAAGAGAUUCUCACUCGUGCACAUGAAAGGGAGUUUGGUUCUGUAGAUGAUGAAAAUAAACCCAUCUGGAUGCAUGCUGAAGAAAGAGAAGAAUGCAAAGGAAAGCAAAAGGAUGGGACAUCUUUUGGAGAGUAUGGCGGCUGGUACAAAGCCUGCAAAGUUGAUAGUCCAACUGUUACAACCACUCUAAAAAACCUUGGGGCACUUUACAGACGUCAAGGCAAAUUUGAAGCUGCAGAAACAUUAGAAGAAGCUGCUAUGAGAUCUCGUAAACAGCGAAGUAUCUCAGAAAUACCUAAGAAAAUCUUAAGUGCUAAUGGGUCAAACCAUUUUCCCCUGCCUGGCUCACAGGGUCUUGACAAUGUUCACAAACAGAGGGUGGCAGAAGUGCUCAAUGACCCUGAGAACAUGGAGAAGCGCAGGAGCCGUGAGAGCCUCAACGUGGACGUGGUCAAGUACGAGAGUGGCCCUGACGGAGGGGAGGAAGUGAGUAUGAGCGUAGAGUGGAACGGGAUGAGAAAAAUGAAGCUCGGGCUGGUUAAAUGACUUGCUCAGCGUCCCAUGGUGAGUCCGAGCGGGCGGGGCGCAGGCCCUGCCGUCUGAUGCUUCUGUCGAGACGUCGGCUUUCCAAUCUGGCAGGACCCAGGACGCAUUGCUGCCUGUGGAAAUUAAUUUUCUUUUGGAUUAUCAACUGCAUGUUUAAAAUGGGCUGUAGACUUUUAAAGUCCGUGGUUUCCUAAAGUUUCUGAAAUGUCUAAAAUGUGUUUUUAAGAGAAUGAAAGUCAUACCUGUAGCCUUUAUUUUGGUCCCUGUGUUUUUCAUCGCAUAAUCUCCUUAUGUACAGUUACUUGUAAAGCCUUUUACACCGAGUGUCAAGGAGAUUUCUAAUACGUUGCCAGUCUUUACACUUAAAGUGUUGACAUUUACUUUGAUGACCGUUGGGAAUGGACCAGUCUGGAUUCUGUGAAAUGCACCACGAGGCCCAGCACCUGCUUUAUGCUGGGCUGGUAGAAGCAGGCAGAAGGUCAUCCCAGUCCUAAAGCCACUCAGAAGGCUGCUGAGACUUGUGACCUAGAAAUACUGUAAGCCAGGCUGUUAUGCAGAGCCUGUUGCCUUUCCUCGCCGCGGUUUCACGUGGGUUUUCUCUCUCCUUUCUGUCUGACAGGCCUAGCCGCCCGUGACUCUCACACUGUCUCCUGCAUGACGGGUGGCGUCUCCCGCAGCUUCCCUUCUCUCUCCAGUGCUGCCCGCUGUGUCUAGCAGCCCCUAGGAUCUUGUCAGAGCUGCACCUCUCUGUGAACUGGCCAUUCCUUUCGGUGCUGCUGUCCUUUUUGGGGGGGUUCCUGAUUUCUGUAUACAUGUAGCUUUGCCAGAUAUGUACUUAGUAAUAUAAACUGUAUUAAUAAAAUCCAUUUACUGUGUAAUACACGAGUUUAAAAAUUAAGAGCGAUUAGCUGUUCACUUUGAUAACAGGUAGUUAAGUGUCACACAAGGUGUUGUUGCAAUGGCAUGACGGUGACCUGUUGACGUAACUAAGCCUUAGAGCAAGGCAUGUGCCGCACGUGCUCCGUGGUACUUAGAGCCCUGGGGGCCCCGCUCGGACUCCGGGUCUCCCUAGGAUAUGCCCCAGUAGCAUUUGCUGUGUAGUCUGUGUGUGAAAUUUGGGCAUUCUGCUUUUCUCUACUAAUCUUGAAGUGCUCAGUGAUUUGUGUAUUUGUGUCUUUCUAACUUCUAAUAAACUCACUCCGACUGA